Messenger RNA from Dictyostelium discoideum AX4, 1710 nucleotides. RefSeq lists its product as hypothetical. NCBI's taxonomy places the organism in Eukaryota, Evosea, Eumycetozoa, Dictyosteliales, Dictyosteliaceae. Gene Ontology annotation, cellular component: focal adhesion; cell cortex; cytoskeleton. The transcript has a single exon. The coding region runs from base 1 to 1710 and encodes 569 amino acids. The record is from RefSeq and is a predicted model, not a curated record.
AUGGCAACAAAAGGAUUAAAUAUGGAUGAUUUAGAUCUUUUAUUAGCAGAUUUGGGAAGACCAAAGAGUUCAAUAAAAGUAACAGCAACUGUUCAAACAACCGCUACACCAUCAAGUGGUAAAAAUUUUGAUAAUAGUGAUAUUCAAAAUGAAAUUCAAUCAAUUAUUGAAGAAUUGGACCAACAACCACAAACCGUUCAAACCAUUAGUACACCAGCACCAAAAAAUCAUAAUACAACCACCACAACUGCAAGUUUCUCAGUUUCAUCACAACCAGCACCACAACCACCACAACAAUCACAACAAAUUGAUGGUUUGGAUGAUUUGGAUGAAUUGAUGGAAUCAUUGAAUACAUCAAUCUCAACUGCACUCAAAGCAGUACCAACCACACCAGAAGAACAUAUUACACAUGCCAAUUCAAAUUCACCACCACCAUCAUUACAUAAGAAUACAUCUUCAACCAAUUCUGCAUCUUCAUUAUCACGCCCAAAUAAUAAUCCAAGUGUUGUUUCAACACCACAACCAGGAAAAGUUACAUCAACUGCAACCAUUACCACUAAAAAACAACCAGCACUUUCAAAAGCAACUUUGGAAACAACUAGUGGUAAUAAUGUAUAUAGUUCACAACCAUCACAAUCACAACCACAACCAUAUAAAGUUACAGCAACUAAUUCACAACCAAGUAGUGAUGACCUUGAUGAAUUAUUAAAAGGUCUUAGUCCAUCCACCACUACUACCACUACUGUACCACCACCAGUUCAACGUGAUCAACAUCAACAUCAUCAUCAACAUCAACAUCAUCAUCAUCAUAAUCCAAAUCAUAAUCAAACUCAAACUGUAACAACACAAAUUAAUAUUGGUAGAACAAAUACUCCAAACAAUAACAAUAACAAUAAUACAAAUUCACCAAAAGUUGUACAUGGUGAUGAUUUAGAUAAUUUAUUAAAUAAUUUAACAUCACAAGUUAAAGAUAUUGAUUCAACAGGACCAACAUCACGUGGUACAUGUGGUGGUUGUCGUAAACCAAUCUUUGGUGAAACUAUUCAAGCAAUGGGUAAAUUCUAUCAUCCAGAACAUUUCUGUUGUCAUAAUUGUCAAAAUCCAUUGGGUACUAAAAACUAUUAUGAACAAGAAUCAUUACCACAUUGUGAAAAAUGUUAUCAAGAAUUGUUUUGUGCACGUUGCGCUCAUUGUGAUGAACCAAUCUCUGAUCGUUGUAUCACUGCUUUGGGUAAGAAAUGGCAUGUACACCACUUUGUUUGCACUCAAUGUUUGAAACCAUUUGAAGGUGGUAAUUUUUUCGAACGUGAUGGUCGUCCAUAUUGUGAGGCCGAUUUCUAUUCAACAUUUGCCGUUCGUUGUGGUGGUUGCAAUUCUCCAAUUCGUGGUGAAUGUAUCAAUGCUUUGGGUACUCAAUGGCAUCCAGAACAUUUUGUUUGCCAAUAUUGUCAAAAGAGUUUCACAAAUGGUCAAUUCUUUGAAUUUGGUGGUAAACCAUAUUGUGAUGUCCAUUAUCAUCAACAAGCUGGCUCAGUUUGUUCUGGCUGUGGAAAAGCUGUCUCUGGUCGUUGUGUAGAUGCUCUUGAUAAAAAAUGGCAUCCAGAACAUUUUGUUUGCGCUUUCUGUAUGAAUCCAUUAGCUGGUGGUUCUUAUACCGCUAAUAAUGGUAAACCAUAUUGUAAAGGUUGUCAUAAUAAAUUAUUUGCUUAA